CUAAGCAUCUUAGAGGCAAAUACUUUAAAUUUAAAAUUAAGGAGCUAUAAUUUAUUUUGCGAACACUGAAUCAGCUGCUUUGGAGGCGUGAUGUUUGUUUCAUUUCGUUGCUUUAGUCAUUUCUGUUAGAUCAAUUCUUCGUGAGUUUGUGUUGAGCAUUGCUUUACGUAGCAUUAGCAGUAGUUUCCGAGAAGACCUUAGGGAGAACUUGAGAAUCUAUACGAUUCCGACUCACUUAUCUAUCGGACUGCUAACCUGAGAAUCCACAACAUUCGAUUUCUGAAGAAAAAUUAAUUGCGUGGAGAACCUGAACCAUGAGUAACGAAGACGAGGCACUGAAGACUGCUAAGCUCAAACGCCGAGCAGCCAAGUCUACAUUGACAAGACUAGGAAAGGCCUUGAAUCAUCUGUGUAUGAAUAAAAGACCAGCAAACGAGGUAAGCGACUAUCUCGUUAAAGUAAAACAAGCGUUCGACGUUGUAGAGAAACAUGAGCUUUAUGCAAAUUUGAUUAUGAAGGAUGAAGCUUUUGAAGCAGAAGAGCAUUGGUUAGAUGAGUGCCAAAACGAAUUUUUAAAACUUGAUAUUGAGGCAAAAUAUUAUAUUGAACAAUUGGUUUCAGUGAAAAUUUCAGAGACUAACAUCAGUCAAAACGAGCAAAAUUUGUCUGGAAUGAUCGGAAUGCAAAAUGCUGACAGCGCAAGUAAUAUGAGCCCCGCAGUUAUUGAGGAAAACCAGACCAGCGUAGGUGAUGAAAUUAGCAAUGUAGCGGAAAGUUCCCCUGCGGUAAUUUCCGAGGAAUAUGUCAACACUCCCACAGAAAUAAGCCCAACAAAUGAGGAAAAUUUUCCGAAUCAAAUUGCGUCCCAGUCUGAAGUAAAAAAUGAAUCUGAAAAUACACGAAGUCCCUGCGGGUUUCAAAUGGAAAAACCAAAGCUACCGAAAUUUUCGGGCGACGUACGUGAAUAUGCAAUAUUUCGUGCGGAUUUCAAGCAUGCAAUUGAAUCGAGAUAUACAAAACGAGAUUCAAUAACACUACUGCGAACUUGUUUGAAAGAGAAACCUUUUGAAUUAAUAAAAGGUAUUGGUUCUGAUUAUGAUGCAGCGUGGGAAUACUUAGAUUCAAUUUACGGGGACCCUCGUACGUAUCAGACACCAUAACGCAGGACAUCGUUAAAUUUAAAGCCCUAGAAACAGGAGAAGACGCGCGUUUCUGUGAUUUAGUUCAUUUGGUUAGGCGGUGUUUCAACGCGUUGAAAGAGGUAGGGGUUCCGAGUGACAUGGAUAACAGCCACAUGCUAUCCAUGAUUGAGCAAAAGAUGUGUCCAGAUGAUCGAAAAGUGUGGUCGAGAGACUUAGAGAGAGAGCAAAAGCCCGCAACCCUUAAAGCGUUGAUGAAUUGGAUGACAAUUGAGAUGAAGUCGCGCAUGCGUGCAACAGCCCCAGUCAGGAGUGGUACGUCUUUCACUCGACGCAAAGUCAAUCAUGUCAAUGGUAC
Xenia sp. Carnegie-2017 is the source of this 1497-nucleotide messenger RNA. RefSeq lists its product as uncharacterized. Bases 315 to 1160 code for a protein of 281 amino acids. Lineage: Eukaryota; Metazoa; Cnidaria; Anthozoa; Malacalcyonacea; Xeniidae. The transcript has a single exon. The record is from RefSeq and is a predicted model, not a curated record.